Alosa sapidissima (American shad) is the source of this 817-nucleotide messenger RNA. It is a transcript of the gene cryba1l1, whose product is annotated as crystallin, beta A1, like 1. Lineage: Eukaryota; Metazoa; Chordata; Actinopteri; Clupeiformes; Clupeidae. The record is from RefSeq and is a predicted model, not a curated record. Gene Ontology annotation, biological process: lens development in camera-type eye; visual perception. The transcript has 6 exons. Gene Ontology annotation, molecular function: structural constituent of eye lens. The coding region runs from base 92 to 718 and encodes 208 amino acids.
CAGGUCCUCUCAAAGCUCCACGCGAGACAGGCGUUCAGGCGCGUGCCACUUCCAAGUUCUGCGAGUCAGUGACGGCCAGUACGGUUAAAAGAUGUACAGAUUCACUCGUUCGUCGAUGAUGCAGCCAAUGAUGCACUCCGGCAUGGGCAUGGCCCCCUUUUUCAAGGUGACCGUGUUCGAGCAGGAGCACUUCCAGGGCAAGUGUCAGGAGUUCACCUCGGAAUGCUGCAACAUCCAGGACUGUGGCUUCGACAACAUCCGCUCCAUCCGCGUGGAGUGUGGAGCCUGGGUGGGUUAUGAGCACCACGACUUCGAGGGCCAGCAGUUUAUCCUGGAGAGGGGUGAGUACCCUCACUGGGACGCCUACAGCGGAAACCUGUCCUACCACAUAGAGAGGCUCAUGUCCUUCAGACCCAUCUACUGCGCUUCUCACCAGAGCAGUCGCAUGAUGAUCUUUGAGAAGGAGAACUUCCUGGGUCGCAGCGUGGAGAUCUGUGAUGACUACCCCUCUCUCCAGGCCAUGGGCUGGUGUGGAACUGAGGUCGGCUCCAUGCACGUGCAGUGUGGCGCGUUUGUGUGUUACGAGUUCUCUGGCUACAGAGGCAGACAGUACAUCAUGGAGUGUGAGAGACACAGUGGAGACUACCAGCACUGGAGGAACUGGGGCUCUCACAGUCAGACCCCCCAGAUCCAGUCUAUCCGCAGAAUCCAGCAUUAAGGACCUCGUAACGCCCGCAAACCCUCCCAGCACCACCGAGACCGCCACACACACAUACACAACACAGACACACACACACACUUAUUCAGCUACUCCAAG